Ostrinia furnacalis (Asian corn borer) is the source of this 498-nucleotide messenger RNA. RefSeq lists its product as uncharacterized. The record is from RefSeq and is a predicted model, not a curated record. Lineage: Eukaryota; Metazoa; Arthropoda; Insecta; Lepidoptera; Crambidae. The coding region runs from base 1 to 498 and encodes 165 amino acids. The transcript is spliced from 2 exons.
AUGCUGACAAAAGAGAUUUUAUACUUCGUCGUCUGUUUCGUUAUUAAUUUGAGCGCUAGUGACGACACGGUUAUAGUGAGUCUCAGACCAGAAGAUGUGGUGAACACCUUCAAAAAUGUGCUGUCGUCUAGGUAUAUGAAAGAGCUUGCGAACGAAUUUGCGGCUAAAGCAGCUCAUUACUUUAUUAAGGAAAUGAGGAAUAAGGAAAAGGAAUUUACUAAAGUAGAUCCAAAGAGUAACGACGAUAACUUUGGCUCAAGGAUCCCAUCCCGCGCUGAAUACCCUCGUAACAACUAUCCAGAACUAGCAAUAUUAGACGAAGAAGAAGCGAUGGCUCUUCUCCAGGACCCUUCACCAGACGGCGACAACUUGGAGAAGGAGUCACCAUAUCUCAGCAACGAAGAAAUUUCUGGGAAGGAUAGCAAACGGGACAUUCCAGUGAUAGGCGUGAUGAAAAUCAAUGGAGUGUAUUUCAGAAGACUGCUAGGCGUUCUUUAA